AUGAUGUCUUCCAAUGUUCCUUACGCUUCCGAAAUUAUCGAAAAAAUGCUGUACACCACUUCAAAACCUGAAGAUUCCGUGCACAAUUGUUGUUUUGCUAUAAAUGACAAGAAUAUCAUAUCAUUUCGAAAUGGAAGACAUGCACAUUUGAAGCGAGAUGACACGUUGCAACUAUACAAUUUGAGCAAUCCCGAGCUCAAUUUCAAGGUUACUUUCUUUUUCCUUCUUUUUUUUGGCAAGGUUUCUUAACUUAAGUUAUUUCAGGUAAAAGUUGCCAAUAAUUCCACAGUAUAUGAUGUAAUAUUUUUCGAAGUAAUCGAGGGUGAUAUUCCAUAUUUUCCAACCGCUCGUGACUUUCUUAAUCCUGGCACGGAAUAUUAUCAAAUUGGAAUCGAUGAUCGACGAAAACCAUUUUGGUGCAAAGGAGUUAUAACUGGAAUGGAAGGUAUGUCUUUUCAAAAAAAAAAAAAUUAGUCCGCAACGGGGUUCGAACCCUGGUCUUCCCAAUAAUAGGCGCGCAUGCUAACCACUCGGCCACAGUGCUGGUUUUUUCUCUUGGCAAAAUUGUCAUAUUUGAAAGGCGCCCUCAUUUUUCAGAUGGAUAUUUGGUGGGGCAAUCUUCUGUUGAUGCGGGAUCACCAUUAUUUGGCGCAAAUGGACAAUUUCUCGGGAUGACUAUUGUUGAACAAGUGCCUCACGAUGUUUCAAAUCAUCUUCGUUAUAUGGUCAGCUCUUGUAUGAUUAUAGGAGUUGGAGAUGUUGGAGUUGGCGUAAGUUAGAUUAAUAACCGUUAGUUAGAGCCGAACAUUUUUUGCGUUUCAGAAAACAAAAAAACGCGUCGUUGAAUGUGAAGAGUGUUUGAGAAGGAAGAGAUUGAGUGAAUGGGACGAGUGA
Messenger RNA from Caenorhabditis angaria, 894 nucleotides. NCBI's taxonomy places the organism in Eukaryota, Metazoa, Nematoda, Chromadorea, Rhabditida, Rhabditidae. The record is from the annotation of a GenBank genome assembly.